AUGGGUUUCCUCCGGAGGCCUACACUGCGCAGUCGCGACGAUCAGAGGACGCGCGCUGCUGAACUCACUUUGCGCGAGUCCAUUUAUCCCCUCUGCCUCGUCACCAUUCUUUUCUUCCUUUGGGGUUUCUCGUACGGUCUCAUUGAUACCCUGAACAAGCACUUCCAGGACGUCCUUGGUAUAACCCGCGCUCGCUCGUCCGGCUUGCAGGCAGCGUACUUCGGCGCAUACCCACUUGCUUCACUCGGACAUGCCAACUGGCUACUGCGCCACUGGGGUUACAAAGCAACCUUUAUCUGGGGACUGUGCCUGUAUGGUUUAGGUUCUCUGCUCGCGUGGCCAUGCCUCGUAUACCGUUCGUUUGGAGGCUUCUGCGUAGCUAUCUUCGUGAUCGGCAAUGGACUAGGCUCGCUAGAGACAGCAGCGAACCCCUACCUAGCUGUCUGUGGACCGCCUAAAUAUUCUGAAAUCAGGAUCAACAUCGCGCAAGCCUUCAACGGUAUUGGCACUGUGGUUGCACCGGUUCUUGGGUCCUAUGUCUUCUUCAACCACGUAGGAACCGAUCAAGCAUCCCUUGAAAACGUGCAAUGGACAUAUCUCGGUAUCGCAUGUUUCGUCUUUGCCCUCGCGAUCUUGUAUUACUUUACAGAGAUUCCCGAGAUCACUGAUGCCGACAUGGCUUUCCAGGCUGAGAGUACGCAUGCAGGUACUGACGUGAAGCCUUUCCGCAAGCAAUACCGCUUGUUCCAUGCGACCUUUGCUCAGUUCUGCUAUACUGGAGCGCAGGUGGCUAUAGCCGGAGCGUUCAUCAACUACGUGGUCGAGACACGAGUUACGUCCAGCGGCGAAACAGACAACUCGACAGCAGCACGUUUCCUUGCUGGUGCACAGGGCUGUUUCACCAUGGGCAGAUUCGUGGGUAGUGCCCUCAUGAAGUUUGUCAAACCGCGAUGGGUAUUCCUCGUCUUCAUGACCAUGUGCAUCAUCUUCAUUAUCCCAGCUAUUACCGAGCGAGGCAAUACUGGUAUGAGCAUGCUCUACAUUGUACUCUUCUUCGAAAGUAUCAUCUUCCCGACGAUCGUUGCGCUCGGCAUGCGCGGACUGGGCAAGUAUUCCAAGCGUGGCUCAGGUUUCAUCGUGGCUGGUGUCUCUGGUGGUGCUGUCGUACCUCCGUUGCUAUUUGGCGCGAGUGACACGCUCGGAAAGGCAAGGCCUUUUGAAGGAUAUUCGCCAACUGCCAUUGCGAUGACUGUUCCACUGGCGUUCUUCGUCGCAGCGUGGAGCUACUCUUUCUGCGUCAACUUCGUGCCGGCCUACCGUAAUGUGGCAGAUAAGUUCUCGACGGCUGAGAUCGGCAUCAGCAAUGCGCAUGCGAAUGAUCCGGAAAGCCAGAUGGAGCAGACGGAUGGUGGCGUACUUGGUAAGAACGAGUCGCCAGCACAUACCGAGGCGGUGGAUGUGGACAGGAAGACAUAG
Molecule: messenger RNA, 1476 nt
Organism: Alternaria arborescens
Lineage: Eukaryota; Fungi; Ascomycota; Dothideomycetes; Pleosporales; Pleosporaceae
Exons: 4
Coding region: 1-1476 (491 amino acids)
Biological process (GO): transmembrane transport
Molecular function (GO): transmembrane transporter activity
Source: RefSeq, a predicted model, not a curated record